AUGGCACCAAGAACAACAUCUCCUCUCAUCAUCACUCUCUUCCUCUUUUUCUCCAUCUCUUCCCCCUCCCACUGCUUCAAAAUAACGACUAAACUCAUCCACCGCGACUCCUACUUCUCUCCCCUCUACAACGCCACCGCGACCACCGCCGACCGUGCCGGAAGGAUCCUCGAAGGGACCCUCGCCCGCUACGGUCACCUGAUCUCAUCGUACGACGACGAGCCGCUGAGUGUCGAUAUCGAGGCCAGUGGGACUUGGGGGAUCAAGUAUAACAUAUUCUACGUCAAUUUCUCCAUCGGCGACCCGCCGGUGCCGCAGCUGGCCCUGAUGGACACCGGCAGCGACUUGUUGUGGGUGAAAUGCCCGCCGUGCAGUCCUUGCUCUACCAGCUCUGGAGCCACCUACUUUUACUCCUUCAAUUCCAAGACUUACUCCCCACUUCCUUUCAAACUUCAAAAAGGAUGGUGGCCAUGGUCGCAAAAGCACUGCAUGUAUACAAUAGACUACAGAGGCGGCCACAGUUCUGAAGGAGUCUACGCCACCGAGCAACUAACCUUCCAGACCUCCAACAAUGGCUUCGUCACCACCAUCCCAAAAGUCCUCUUCGGCUGUUCCACCAAGCUCACCGGCCCCGAAGGCCUCGACCCGCACGUCAACGGCGUUCUAGGGUUAAUCGCCGGAGCCGACACUCCCACCAUUCCUUACGGCCAUUUCUCUCUGGCCACCCGUUUAGGCACCAGCUUCUCGUACUGCGUCGACAGCUUGUCCGAUCGCUACUACCCUCACAAUCACUUAUCCUUCGGCGACGCCGUCGACCUGAUCGGCGAGAUGACUCCCCUGUACCUCCAGGAUGACGGCAGGUACAGUGUUCACCUCUCCGGCAUCAGCUUAGGUGGGAAGACGCUGGACAUAGACAUCGACGUAGGGACGGUGGAGAAAGAUGCCGGAGGGUUUCCGACGCUGGGGAUUCGAUUCAUCGGCGGGGUGGAGUUGGUGUUGGAUCGGUUUGGGAUGUUCUUACAGGUUAAGGAUGAUGUUUUCUGCUUGGCUGUUGUUAGGUCAAAGGGUGUGACGAUUAUUGGGAUGAUGGCUCAGCAGGGUUACAAUGUUGGGUAUGAUUUGGGAGCAAGGAGUCUCAUCCACCGCGACUCCCGCCUCUCCCCUCUCUACAACGCCUCCUUAACCGCCGCCGACCGCGCCGGAAGGAUCGUGGAAUCCUCCCUCGCCCGCCGCGCCUACCUCUCGGCGGUCGACGACGACGAGCCGGAGGAUGGCAUCGUCGGCGGGAUCGAGGCCAGGCUGGUAUGGGGAACCAAGUACAACAUAUUCUACAUCAGAUUCUCCAUCGGCCAGCCGCCGGUGAAGCAACUGGCGCUGCUGGACACCGGCAGCGACUUGCUGUGGCUCAAGUGCCCGCCGUGCAGUCCUUGCCCCGUUGACUCUGGAGCCACUUUCUUUUAUUCCUUCGAGUCAAAGACUUACUCUCCACGGCCGUGUACCACCGCCUGCAAGAAAUGCACCGACUACCUCGGCGGCCAGACGUCGGAAGGAGUAUACGCCACCGACCAGCUGGUCUUCGGGACGACCGACGGCCGGUGCACCGUCGUCCCCAAAGUGCUCUUCGGGUGCUGCAGCAAGCUGACCGGUCCCAACGUCCUUGACGGUCAAGUCAACGGAGUUUUGGGGCUGGCCGGAGGAAGCUAUAGCAGUCUGCCUAGAGGGGAGGAGUCGAUUGUCACCCGACUGGGCAGCAAGUUCUCGUACUGCGUCGGCAGCCUGGCCGACGUCACGUACCCUCACAACCGGCUGUCUUUCGGCGACGCCGUCGACUUGGUCGGAGAUUGGACGCCUUUGUACCUCGAUCAUGGCAAUUACUACGUCCAGAUGUUCGGUAUCAGCUUAGGAGGCAAGAUGUCCAUAAGAAAGAAGAUCGCCAUGGACAGCGGCACAGAGCUGCUCCACCUCUACACAGAAGCUUUCGACGUAGUGAAGGCGGAGGUUCAGAAGCUGGCUUCCUCGGUGCUGACGGAGGUUCCUCCGGUGAGCCCUCUGGAGCUCUGCUACAAAGGGACGGUGGACAAGGACGCUACAGGGUUUCCGGCGUUGGGACUUCACUUCGUCGGCGAAGCGGAGUUGAUCACCGAUAAGUUCGGGAUGUUCGUGCAGAUGGACGUCGACACUUUCUGCCUGGCGGCUCUCCGGUCGGAGAGCCUCAGCAUCGUCGGGAUAAUGGUUCAGCAGGGUUACAACGUUGGGUUCGACUUGAGGGCGAUGAAAGUACCGUCGCUAAAUCUUCUUCUAACAUUCGUCCUUUUCUUCAUCAUCUUCUCCUCUUCCAUAACACUCAUCACAUCUUCCAAUGACCGCCCGACGAUCACGACUCGACUCAUCCACCGCGACUCGGUAUUCUCUCCCCUUUACAACGCAUCCGAAACGGUGUCGUCUCUCGCACAAAGAGCCACGGAAUCUUCCCUCGCGCGCCACGAGUUCCUGUCGUCGUCGUCAUCCGACGACGAUAGGCUGCAGCCGGAGGGCGUCCAGGCCGGCCUGGUUCUGGCCACCCACCACAACGUGUUCUACGUCGAAUUCUCCAUCGGCGAGCCGCCGGUGCGGCAGUUCGCGCUCAUGGACACCGGCAGCAGCCUGACGUGGGUCAAGUGCCUCCCCUGCCGUCCUUGCCUGCCCAACUCCGGCGUGACGUUCUUCGAUCCGACCAAGUCCAAGACUUACUCUCCACGGCCGUGCGUUCUCGCGACGGAGCAGCUGACCUUCAUGUCUCCGGCCGGCCACGGAGCCACCGUCGCCCUUCCCAACGUCCAGUUCGGCUGCUGCAGUACGCUGACCGGAACCGAGCACCAGGACCAGAACUUCAACGGAUUGCUGGCUCUGGGAGCCGGGCCGUACUCUCUGGUCGACGGGCUCGGCUCCAAAUUCUCGUACUGCGUCGGCAGCGUGUCGGAUCGCUCUUACGCCUACAACCGGUUGUCAAUCGGCGCUAAUGCCUACCUCACCGGCGACGCCACUGCGGUUGCAGUGAAAGAAGGGAUCUACUACGUGUUCAUAGAAGGAAUCACCCUAGGAGGCCAGGUACUGAACAUAAAGCAAGAAGCUAUCACCACAAUGUCGUACAAGCAAGGAGUGGUUCUCGACACCGGAGCAGAGCUCUCAUUCCUCUACACAGAAGUCUUCGACGUGCUAAAAGCAGAGGUCGUGAAGCUGGCCAACCCGAUCUUGCAACAGGUUCCGGCGCCGUCACCGUACGAGCUCUGCUACAGAGGAGCCGUGGACAGAGAAGCCAGAGGGUUCCCGGCGAUGGCGCUGCAGUUCGCCCGAGGGGCGGAGGUGACGGUGGAUAACUUCGGGUUGUUCAAGCAGGUCACCGGCGACGUGUUCUGCUUCGCCGUUCUCCGGACGGGGACGAUCAGCAUUGUCGGGAUGAUGGCUCAGCAAGGUUACAAUGUUGGGUAUGACUUGAGAGCGAGGGAGGUCUACUUGCAGAGCAUGGAUUGCCAGAUUUUGCCUGAUAGUUAG
This is a messenger RNA of Linum tenue, 3531 nucleotides long. The record is from the annotation of a GenBank genome assembly. NCBI's taxonomy places the organism in Eukaryota, Viridiplantae, Streptophyta, Magnoliopsida, Malpighiales, Linaceae.